CCGCUCGCUCCUCCCUGCGGCGGGCGGGUGCUGCGGGUGGCAGCGCCGCCGGCCCCGACUCCUCCCGCUGUCCCGUCCACGCCGGCCGGCGCUUCCCCCCGCUCGGAGCCGCCGCCAUGAAGUGUCACUACGAGGUGCUGGGAGUGAAGCGCGAUGCCGCCGAGGAGGACCUGAAGCGAGCGUACCGCCGGCUGGCGCUGCGCUGGCACCCGGAUAAAAACCUCGAGAACGCGGAGGAAGCGGCAGAGCAGUUCAAGUUAAUCCAGGCAGCGUACGACGUCCUCAGCGACCCCCAGGAAAGAGCCUGGUAUGAUAAUCACAGGGAGGCUCUGCUGAAAGGAGGAGUUGAUAGAGACUAUCAAGAUGAUAGUUUAGAUCUGCUGCACUACUUCACUGUUAGCUGUUACUCUGGAUAUGGAGAUGAUGAAAAGGGAUUCUUUACAGUCUAUCGAGAAGUUUUUGAAAAGAUUGCAAAAGAAGAGAUGGAAUAUAUGACCCAGGAAGAUAUUGAAGAAUUCCCUAUGUUUGGCAAUUCCCAAAGUGACUAUGAUACGGUAGUCCAUCCUUUCUAUGCAUAUUGGCAGAGUUUCUGUACUCAGAAAAACUUUGCUUGGAAAGAAGAAUAUGACACACGACAAGCUUCAAACCGCUGGGAGAAACGAGCUAUGGAAAAAGAGAACAAGAAAACGAGAGAUAAAGCCAGGAAAGAGAGGAAUGAACUGGUCCGUCAGCUAGUAGCCUUUAUUCGUAAAAGGGAUAAAAGAGUACAGGCUCACAGAAAACUUGUGGAAGAACAAAAUGCAGAAAAAACUAGAAAAUCGGAGGAAUUUCGGAGACAGCAGAAGCUUAAACAAGCCAAGCUGGCUGAGCAAUAUAAAGAGCAAAGCUGGAUAACUAUGUCAGAUCUGGAGAAGGAGUUGCAAGAGAUGGAGGCACAAUAUGAAAAGGAAUUUGGAGAUGGAUCAGGUGACGAGGAGGAAUUAGAAGAACAGGAGACAAAAGGCAUCGAAGACAAACUGAAUGAUGAAACUGAAGAAGCUGAAUUUGUUGAUGGUCUGUACUGCCCUGCUUGUGACAAAUUGUUAAAAACUGAGAAAGCCAUGAAGAAUCAUGAAAAGUCAAAGAAGCAUCGAGAGAUGGUGGCACUGUUACGACAGCAGCUGGAAGAAGAGGAAGGGAAAUUUCCUGUGUCUUUGGAUGGUGGAUGUGAAAUACAUACCAAAGAGGAAGAAACAGAAGACAUGCCCAAGCAGAAACUCUCAAAGAAGCAGAGGAAGAAACAGAAAACAAUGAUGACUUACGAGGACUCUCUUGAUAAAAGCGGUGAUGAAGAAACAGUUGAACAAAAGGAGGUGCCCGCUGUGGACAAGCACAGUGCCUCAGCAGAGGAGUCGGUAAAUGAUGGCCAAAGAUGUGUUGUGUCGGAGGAUGCAAGUGCUACAGAAGAUGUCAGCCAAGUGGAUGAAGCAAGAAGUGAAGCUAAAAGCCAUACUAAGCCUAAAGGGAAGAAAGCCAAGGAAGCAAAAAAGUCUGCUAAGGCAUCUUCAGAGCACCCAACGACAAAUGAAGUUCCUAUCCACUGUGUCACCUGCAACUGUGCAUUUGCAUCCCGAAAUAAACUGUUUGAACACCUGAAAGCCACAGGACAUGCAAAAGCCACACAAGCAGCAGCUGUAAAUGGAGCUGUAAACACCAGAAACAAAAAAGACAAACGUAAAACCAGAUAGAACUUUGCUACAGUGGCAGUCUUCAGAAUCGUACAUGAACGCUGUCCCGGAGCAGAGAGGUGAACAUUGAUUGUGUCUGGAGUUGAACAGAGAAGGCAAGUCCUAAUUUUGGGGAAAAAAAGGGAAGAUGAAACAUAAGGAAUAAUAUCUUGUGAAGAAACCCGUGCUUAGUUUUGGGUUUAUCAGCCUUUCUUUAACAACUGACUUUGACUUGCCAUCUCAGCAGCUUUCACAGUGGGGAUAGGAAGUAGUAAUUCAAAUUCACCUUCUGUUCCUGUAGAAACUUACGUGGAUAAAGUGCCCACACAGAGGGCUUAUUGUUAUUUUAUUGUUAUUUUAUCACUCGUGUUGCUGCUUUUCUUUUGAGAGGGCUUAGCUCAGGGCGAGUGCAGCUAGCAAAAGGGCCUGUGCUUCUUUGGUCAUCUGUCAAAGGUGAAAUGUCACCCCAACAUGGGAAAACACAGGCUUUUCUUCUGCCCUCCCCAAGAACCCUUUCAAAGUACUUAAUUGCAAUAAACAGCAGAUAAAAGGGAAAGAGUAAGAUGUCUAAGCUGGUUAAUCAGUUUUGACAGUUCCUGUCGGUUUUGUACCUACAUGCCAGGUGUUGCGGGAAAAAAAAUGCUGGUGGAAGAGCCCUGCUGGGAAAAGUGAAGGCAGAAAUGAAUGACAUGAAUAACUGAAUUUGUUCUGUUGUUUUUCUAAUGAAAAACAUGGGAGUUGUUAUUGCACCUCUGUUUAAAUGCAUAAGUCUACCUGGUGGGAUAACAAGCACCUGAUUUUGCUGUGGAGGUGGAUUUUACAAGGCUGUUGUCAAUGCAGAUGGCGAGAGCGGUGCUCAGUGUAGUAUGUUGUUUAGGAGACUCCUAUGGUGAAGUUUUCCAGAAGCACUGAUCUUGCAUUAACUAAGAUAUUCUAAAGUUUAAACGCAAAAUAGCACAACACUCUCCUUCCCCCACAUGUUGACAGGGUACCUUUAUUGGGUCACGGUAUUUUAUUCAAAUGUUAAUAUUUGACUGAAAGUGAAAUGGUAAAUGUUCCUGCUGACUGUUGACAAUACCUUUUGUUGGGGUUUUUUUGGUUUGGUUUUUUUUUUUUUGGUUUUUUUUUUUUUUUUUUUGGAAACCAAAGCAAGUAACGAACUAAUGAUUGGAAAAAAAAAAAAAAAGGCGAUUAAGUAAGAAAGAAACGUGGCAUCUUAUUUCAGCAGUCAGAAUUUGUAUCUUUGCUAAAUGACUAAUGGAUGUGCUAUGCAAUCUUGAAAGCAGAAGGAGAAAAGAAAGGCGUGUUUUGGAAAGGAUGAUGACUGGAUUAGAGCCACGUGAUAACAAUAAUUACUGUUAUUAGAAACUACAACUUUGUGCAAACAUUGUGUUUUUUUCGUGCUCUAAUUAGAGUGUAUCUUUUUGAUAAGGCUAAACAGUUUUAAGUGUGAAAUCUCCAGUUGUGUUCUGAACAGGGUAUUUCUCAGCCAGAGAUUGUCUAUGCUUAUGUAAAUGAAAUCUCACAGACUGACCCUGCAGUAUUACUUUUUGACUUUUUUUCUUAUUUAAAUAAAACCAAAUACUUUAUCA
Messenger RNA from Strigops habroptila (Kakapo), 3298 nucleotides. It is a transcript of the gene DNAJC21, whose product is annotated as DnaJ heat shock protein family (Hsp40) member C21. Lineage: Eukaryota; Metazoa; Chordata; Aves; Psittaciformes; Psittacidae. The transcript has 13 exons. Gene Ontology annotation, cellular component: cytoplasm. The record is from RefSeq and is a predicted model, not a curated record. The coding region runs from base 117 to 1727 and encodes 536 amino acids. Gene Ontology annotation, molecular function: zinc ion binding; nucleic acid binding.